AUGUAUUAUUUCCUUAAAUCAGAAUGGGUUGACUUGUGGGAUGUUGUAGAAAAUGGGCAAUUCACCCCAACUAAAAUUGUUAAUGGUGUGCAUGUAGCUAAGCCUAAGGGUGAAUGGAGUGAGCAAGAGAAAAGAAGAGUGGCUUUAAAUGAUAAGGCUAUUCAUGUUCUAUUUUGUGCAUUAAGUAGAAGUGAAUAUAAUAAAGUGUGCAUGAAGUUUUCUACAAAAGAAAUUUGGGAUGCUUUAGUAGUUACUCAUGAGGGUACUAGUCAAGUAAAGGAGAAUAAGAUGGAUUCCCUUAUCUACCAAUACGAAUUGUUCAAGUUGAAGUCGAAUGAAACCAUAAGUGAAAUGUAUUAUAGAUUUGUGGAGAUUAUAGGAGGAAUUAAAUCUCUUGGGAAGACAUUCACAAAUGAGGAGCUGGUAAAGAAGAUUUUAAGAAGUCUUCCUAAGAAGUGGCUACCUAAAGUAACUUCACUCAAGGAUUCCAAGGACUUGAACAAGGUACAACUUGAUGAGCUCUUAGGAAAUCUCAUUGACUAUGAGAUGACCCUCAAAAGAGAGCAAGUGGAGGAACCUAAGAAAGCCAAAAAGACCAUGGCCUUUAAAGUAUUUUCUGAAGACUCAAGUGAUGAAGAUGAUGAAUUUGAUGAGGAAGAAUUGGCUCUAAUGAUGAGGAGAAUAAGGAAGAUGCUAUUCCAAAAUAAGAAGUUCAUUCCAAAUAGGAACUUCAAGAAGGACAAGGGAGAAAGUAGCAAGAGGGAUCCUCCCAUAUGCUUUGAAUGCAACAAACCGGGUCACAUUAGAACGGAUUCUCCCAAAUUAAAGAAGCCUUUCAAGAAGUUCAAGAAAAAGGCAAUUAAAGCAACAUGGGAUGAAUCAAGUGACUCCGAAGAUGAGGAGAUUGGUGAUCAAGUUGCCCAAAUAUGCUUCAUGGUAAUGGAGGAAAACUCCAAUGAGGUAACUUUAAAUGAUGAUGUUGUUGAAUUUUCUUAUGAUGAACGAGUUAAUGCUUUUAAAGUUAUGAAUGAUGAACUAGAAUUAAGUCAUAAGAGAAAUAAACUUUUGAAAAGUGAGCUUGCUAGUUUAAGAAAGGACAAUGAGACCUCCUCUAAGGUGUGCUUGAAAUCCUCAAAGCUUGAAAGAAAGUGGUACUUGGAUAGUGGAUGUUCAAGACACAUGACCAGAAAUUCCAAUCUCUUCCUUUCACUUGAAAAGAAAGAUGAAGGUGGGCAAGUGACUUUUGGUGAUAAUGGUAAAGGUAAAAUUAUGGGAAUAGGUAAGGUUGGUAAGGAAAACUCCCCUAUUCUUGACAAAGAGCUUUUGGUUGAUGGUUUAAAACAUAAUUUGCUUAGUGUUAGUCAAUUAUGUGAUAAGGGUUAUAGAGUUGUUUUUGAGUCUAAAUCUUGCUUUGUGUCUAGGAUGAGUGAUAACAAAAUGUUGUUUAUUAGUGAAAGAAUUGAAAAUAUAUAUGUUGUCGAUUUGCAUGCUUUGUCUAACAAAGAUGUCAAGUGCUUUGUUUCUAUUAGUAAUGACUCUUGGACUUGGCAUAGAAGGCUUCCACAUGCUAGCAUGGACCUUCUUGCAAACUUGAACAAGGAUGAGCUAGUUGAUGGGCUACCAAAGAUUAAGUUUCAAAAGGAUAAAGUUUGUAAUGCAUGCCAAAUGGGUAUCUUUUUGGGGUACUCUACAUCUAGUAAAGCAUAUAGAGUCUUUAAUAAGAGAACCUUAGUUGUUAAGGAGUCAAUUCAUGUUGUAUUUGAUGAAGCUAAACCCUUUAGUCCUAGAAAGGAUAUUUCUUGUGAUGAUGAUGUUGUAGGUAAUCUUGAUGAGUUGACUAUUGAAGAUCUUUAA
This is a messenger RNA of Hevea brasiliensis (rubber tree), 1854 nucleotides long. RefSeq lists its product as uncharacterized. The transcript has 3 exons. Gene Ontology annotation, molecular function: nucleic acid binding; zinc ion binding. NCBI's taxonomy places the organism in Eukaryota, Viridiplantae, Streptophyta, Magnoliopsida, Malpighiales, Euphorbiaceae. The record is from RefSeq and is a predicted model, not a curated record. The coding region runs from base 1 to 1854 and encodes 617 amino acids.